Messenger RNA from Emericellopsis cladophorae, 2448 nucleotides. RefSeq names its product Gamma-tubulin complex component-like protein. Gene Ontology annotation, molecular function: microtubule minus-end binding; gamma-tubulin binding. The record is from RefSeq and is a predicted model, not a curated record. The transcript is spliced from 2 exons. Gene Ontology annotation, biological process: mitotic cell cycle; cytoplasmic microtubule organization; microtubule nucleation. NCBI's taxonomy places the organism in Eukaryota, Fungi, Ascomycota, Sordariomycetes, Hypocreales, Bionectriaceae. Gene Ontology annotation, cellular component: centrosome; gamma-tubulin complex; equatorial microtubule organizing center. Bases 1 to 2448 code for a protein of 815 amino acids.
AUGGCCUUUGCCGCAAAGCUCGGAUCAUUGACAGAUGAGCUUGUCAACUCUGUUUUAGCUGACUCAAAUGUUGGCCCCUCGCGGACGAAGAAGCUCCGCGACACUGCGUUUCACACCCUCAAGACCAAUGCGUACCUUCGCACUAAUCAAUUCGAGGUCGAGAACAGCUUCAUUGGCCUCGACGAGAGGUUACGCAUCAAUGACAGGGAUGGCUUGGCGGAUGAGUUGAAGCAGAGGCGAACAGCUCUCGAGGCUGCCCCGCAGAAAUGGCACCCAGAAAUCCUCGCCUUGUUGCUCGAGCUGUCUGAUCAGCCGACGUACAAGUCCAAAUUGAGAGACCUGUAUGUGCUGGAAUCGUAUGAGCCACCUGGUCCUGAGACGAUCGACUGGAAGCAGAUUGCAAGAGAGGACGGUUGGGAUGAGGACCCUGAUUUGUGGAAGACGAAUCGAUACGAGCUCAGCUCAGACGAUGAUCUAUCUUCUCAUGAUGGCAACGACACAGAGAUUACGUCUGAAUCGGAGGACGCAACUGCUGUUGGACGGGUGGCUGAACACCUCAUUGUUCCCCGAAGCGACGAUGCACAGUAUGACUCGAUUCUUAAAGCACAAGAAUGGCGCAACCCAAAGCCAGCGACAAAGACUGGCUCAGGAGCGGGCAAGACCGCGGUUGUCGAGACGCAUGUUCUGCGGGAGAUUCUUCACCUGCUCCAGGGUUUGCAGACAACCAUGUUCGACGAGAAGUGCCGACCGCGGCCCGAGUUUCAAACUUCGCACUUGGUCUGGGAAACGCACAAGACGGUCAUGGCGGAUUUCUCGGAAGCUAGUCGUCGUAUCAUGGUGCUGCGACUGUUUACGCGGAGCAAGGAAACGGCAACACAUGUGCAAGCAUUUCAGGACUGCGUGGCUCGGAGGUUGAUGGACUUUGAUCGACACCUGUCCAGUAUCCACGAAAAGCUGAUCGCGCCAGACGGAGAGGUUGUCGCGAGCCUUCUCUCCCUAGAAGCAGACCUGGAAGGCUGGCUUGAGCCCCUGUUCGCCCUGUCGAGCAUUCUCGUUCGCGUGUGGGACCAAGCAUCAAACCCUUUCGCGUACAUUGAAUGGCUCUAUGAAGAGACAAGCGUGGCCCAGCUCAGUGGGAUGACUCGGACUUAUGACUUUUUAGCACGUAUCUUCAUCGAGUGUUUCAAUGUCUACCUGCGGCCCGUGCGUCUGUGGAUGGACGAUGGGAAACUUCUCCCCAACGACCAGAUUUUCUUCGUCUCAAAGAUAUCCGAGGCAAUGGCCCCGGGCGACAUUUGGAGCAAAGUGUACCACUUUAGGGCGAAAGAUGGCAGGCUGCACGCACCAUCAUUCCUUAGCCCAGCAGCCAACAAGAUCAUGAACGCUGGGAAGAACCUCGUCAUUCUCGGGAAGUUGGGACAACAGGCCGCAGUGUCCAAGAGCGAAGAGCCUUCACUGGACAUUGCAACGGUCUGUCCUUCUGGGUCAGAAUUGGCCUCCUUUUCAGAUCUCUUCGCCACGGCUUUCGACCACUGGAUCCAGAGCAAAUAUCGUGCCACAUCAGCAACACUCAAGGCCACAUUAUUGGAGAAGUGCGACCUACCUGGGGCUCUCGUGGCACUGCAACGUCUCUAUUUGAUGUCGGACGGCACCGCCGCUGCCUCAUUUUGCGAAGCCUUGUUCCAGCGCGUGGACAGCAAGGACCCUAGGUGGCACAAUGGUUCUGCCGUGACUGCGAUUGCGCACGAGGCGUACGACCACCUUGUAGACACAGAUCGCGUGACCAUCGCGGUCGACACGUCGCAGAUCCAACGCGAAUCCGAUUCUUCGCGAGCCGCGCUCGCUCAUGUCCACGUUCGCUACCGUCUACCUUGGGCCAUCCAGAUGGUGAUCUCACCGUACAGUAUCACGCAGUACGACACAAUGCAUGGCCUGCUUCUCCAGCUUCGAAGAACAGCCUACAUCCUCCAUCAACCCAAGAUCCUGGACGCGUACUGGACAGACCAUGAGAAUUGGGAUGAGAGAGCACUCUAUUACACGUGCCGUCAUCGACUACUGUGGUUCACAGGUGUCCUCCAAAUGUAUCUCUCCACGCUCGUGCUGGCGCCCAAUGUAUCGCAGCUCGAGGCCGAUCUCGCUUCCGCUGAAGACGUUGACGGUCUGAUAGCAGUACACGACACGUUUGUCAAGAAAGUGGUGGAUGAGGCCUGCCUGGGCAGUCGGCUGACUCCCAUCAGGGGGUGCAUGCUGGAAACACUCGAUCUCGCCACCGUCCUCCACACACCCUCCGAGCAGCAACUAGGCGUGUUGCAAGGCGUGAGAAGCAAGUUUGAUGAAAACAUUCGAUUCAUCACGAGCGGUCUGCACAGUGUGGCACGGGCCAAGAGCAGUGAACAAGGCAGCAAGUGGGACACACUGGCAUCCAUGCUGCAGUCCGGGAUACCUUAG